AGCUCCGCCCCCGCGGCCUUCCGCAAGCACUUCCGCCGGAAGUCGAGCGGGCCAACAAUAGCGUCGCAUGUUGACGUCACGUGUCCGCCGGAAGUCUGGGGACGCGCCCUGGAGGCGCCGGCCAGGGCAAAGCUGGUUGUUGGCAGAUCCCGGCGCCAGAUCCAGCCUCCUAGGGGAACCAUGUCUCCUGUAGCUUUGGGUGCCACUCGUUGCGCCAGGCGCACGCCACUGCGCAAGAGGAGAUGCAGUUUGAGUUCUCCGUGAAUGUUCGGAGGAGGAACGCCAGAGCUGUCGGCUGAAAGCUAUCCAGAUAAAAGAAAUAUCCCCAGGAUGGACUUUCUGAUUCUCUUCUUGCUCUACCUGGCUGUGGUGCUGCUUGGUUUUGUGAUGAUCUGCAUAGGCUCGAAAACCCAUUACUUGCAAGGCCUGAUCAGCAGAGGAGCACAGAUAUUUUCAUAUAUAAUUCCCGAAUGUCUUCAGAGAGCCAUGCUAAGAGUGCUUCAUUACCUCUUCCAUACAAGAAACUACACCUUUGUUAUCCUGCAUCUCAUCUUGCAAGGGAUGGUUUAUACCGAAUAUACCUGGGAAAUUUUCGGCCUCUGUCAACAGCUGGAGUUCUCUUUGUAUUACCUUUUUCUGCCUUAUCUGCUGCUGAUUGUAAACCUGGUUUUUUUCACCCUAAGUUGUGUAACCAACCCUGGCACCAUAACAAAAGCAAAUGAAUUACUGUUCCUUCAAGUUUAUGAAUUCGAUGAAGUGAUGUUCCCAAAGAACGUGAGAUGCCCUACUUGUGAUUUAAGGAAACCAGCGCGGUCUAAACACUGCAGUGUGUGUAACCGGUGUGUGCACCGGUUUGACCAUCACUGUGUGUGGGUGAACAACUGCAUCGGGGCCUGGAACACCCGGUACUUCCUCUCCUACCUCUUGACGCUGACGGCCUCGGCUGCCACCAUGGCCGUGGUGAGCACCGUGUUCCUGGUCCGGCUGGUGGUGAUGUCAGACGUGUACCUGCAGACCUACGUCGAUGACCUCGGCCACUUGCAGGUUGUCGACACUGUCUUUCUUGUUCAGUACCUGUUCCUGACCUUCCCAAGGAUCGUCUUCCUGGUGGGCUUUGUCAUGGUGCUGAGCUUCCUCUUGGGGGGCUAUCUGUGCUUCUGUCUGUACCUGGCCGCCACCAACCAGACUACUAACGAGUGGUACAAAGGCAACCGAGCCUGGUGCCAGCACUGUCCCCACGUGGCCAGGCCCCCAGCAGCGGAGCCCCAGGCCUACCGGAACAUCCACUCGCAUGGGCUUUGGAGCAACCUUCGGGAGAUCUUUCUACCUGCUACUGCAUGUUAUGAGAGAAAGAAGAAAUAGGGAUGGGAAGAGUGCUGCUGCCUUUCAAAUAUAGUAUACAUUUAUUUAUACAUAUGGA
Molecule: messenger RNA, 1420 nt
Organism: Bubalus bubalis (water buffalo)
Lineage: Eukaryota; Metazoa; Chordata; Mammalia; Artiodactyla; Bovidae
Gene: ZDHHC4
Product: zinc finger DHHC-type palmitoyltransferase 4
Exons: 8
Coding region: 265-1362 (365 amino acids)
Biological process (GO): peptidyl-L-cysteine S-palmitoylation; protein targeting to membrane
Cellular component (GO): endoplasmic reticulum; Golgi apparatus
Molecular function (GO): protein-cysteine S-palmitoyltransferase activity
Source: RefSeq, a predicted model, not a curated record